AUGAGCCGAGCCGCCGCCGUGAAGCCCAUGCACCUCCCGUCCUUCGAGACCAUCCCGGAGCACUACUCGAUUCACGAGCAGCCUCCGUCCACAUGGACGGGCCCUCCGCCGAGCCGCCAUGCCACCACCUCCGCCUAUCCCAUGUACCCGGGCCUGCAGACACCUUCGGCGGACAGGAAGAGGAGCGCGGAUUCCAUGCCGGCCACGCUGAACCGGCCUAGACGGCUAUCUGGAAGCGUCAACUCAUCGCCGUCCAAGAUUCGGCCUCGAGAGGUCGCCCCCACGAGAAUACGCACUCCUUCUUGGAGCCCCAUGCCGAGCACCCACGGCCCCGAAUUCGUCGAUCCCAGUGGCUGGAGGUCCAGCAUGGUCGCCCCUCAUCGGCCUGCGCCGAUUAAGCAUCUGCGGGCGCGGGCGAGGCCUGAGGACAUGGUUUCACUCCUGCCGGACGAGGUCCUCGAGGUGGUACUCGAGAUGCUCAAGGAGCUGCAUCUCGACACUCGCAGCGAAAGCUGCGCGACCUGCUGGAUGCGCGAUGCCUGCAACGUCUCCUUGACGUCGCGGAAGUGGCUGAGAGUGGCUCGCCGAGCCCUCUACGAAGACGUCUUGCUCGUCGGAGCAGACUCGCUCGCCCACAAGAAACGCUUCAAGCUCACCCAGGGGUCCCGCAUGGCCAUGCUGCGACGAACUCUACGCGCCAACCCGACCCUCGCGAACCGCGUUCGCUCAUUAAAAGUGCCGCUCCCCGAGGCCGCGUUGACAGCAGCGACAUCGUCUGCCUCGAAGGGUCCCUCGGCCUUGGAACAGUACGAGGACAGCGUUGCUGCGCUCGUCAUGGCAUGCCCCAACCUGGAACGCCUGAGCGGCCCCAUAUUCACCUACAGUCACUCAUUUAGAAAGCUCUUUCACGCGCUGUCAACGCGCACCAAUUUCAAGGAUAUGACCUGGUUCAUUGAGCCGUCGAGGGAUGCUCUGGCAAGGCAGAGCCUGGAGAGUCUGAUGCAGUGCGAGCCAUCAAUGCCUGCGGGCCUAACGCCCGCUCAGGAGUUUUCUUUUCUCGAGCAUCACCGCCAAUGGACAAAAUUGACGAGUCUCACAAUUCACUGCACACCCGACGGGAGUCUCGGCCCAGAUACUCUCCUUGCGAGGACCCUCACUGUCUUGCCAUCGCUCCAGCACCUACAUCUGUCCAACCUUCCCGCAAACGCCUUCAGUGACACAAAUCUUUUGUCUCUGCCUCGCCUCAAGAGUCUGACUCUCUCCAACAUCCCCGGCAUCAGCUCCAACGGCCUCUCUAGCUUCGCCACGCGUGCCAACAGCCGGCCUCUCGAAAAGCUCACCAUUCGCCACGUGCCUCUGACAUCUCUGCCCGCCUUGGCUCGCAUCCUCUCCAUGUUGACCUCGCUCACGAACUUCGCUUUCGUCCAGUCGUUUCCCCCGCUCAUGCCCGAGACGGAUUCAUUCAUACUAUGGAUGAUGCCGUACCUCGCCUCUUCGAGCGUUUCAAAGUUGCAUUGGGACAUUACGAGCCAUCGCAGCUGCGUCAAUGCCGCAGAUGACAUCCUCGCGCGCAGCAUUGCGGCCGGCGGCUUCCCCGCCUUGAGAAGCUUGAGGGCGCCCAACGACCCGGAGGGCAUCUUUCAGGACCUCUGCCGUCCCGUCGACAGGAUAGACUUGCCAGGGGACCGCUUCCGCACCAUGUCCCUGUCCACAGGCUCCCUCAGCACGCCCAGCUCCCCGACCAAGCUUCUCAUCAAGUCGCCGACGACGAGCUCCCUGCCGGGCAUGCUCGCCAGCGUACCCAGCCCCUGCACCAGCCUCCACCACGCUCGCCUCGCCGCCCAGGCGCGCAUCGACAACGCCCGCGAGAACAGCGGCAACGCCGCCACAGCGUUCCGCUUCCAAGUCACCGUCCAGGAUGAGGACGGCCAUCUCGUCGACGAGUUCGGCCUAGGAAGCUACGUCGGCACCGUCGGGAGCAACAUCGAGUUGAACCUCGUGCCCGACCCUGGGUCUUCGGAUGACAAGGGCGGGCUCGUCGACGUUACGGACUUGGCGUCCGAUCUGGGAGAGGGACUUACCCCUAGCCGUAACGGCUGCGACGGGAGCUGGAACAGGAGAGAGGGCGUCGUCGCGGACAGGAGGGAGAAGGAGAGCUGGUGGCAUACCGAGAGGGGACGCUGGAGACGCGUGAGGCUCGACUGA
Messenger RNA from Purpureocillium lilacinum, 2205 nucleotides. RefSeq lists its product as uncharacterized. The record is from RefSeq and is a predicted model, not a curated record. NCBI's taxonomy places the organism in Eukaryota, Fungi, Ascomycota, Sordariomycetes, Hypocreales, Ophiocordycipitaceae.